UUCAAAGCCUCCAGGCCCUCCACGCUUCUGAACUCAUCACCAUUACCAGCGCCGGGUGUCUCUUUCGUCAAACUUCUCACUCAGAAUUCGAAAUCUUGGAAACAGAAGCAAACGCGAGUCUGUGAAUCCCGCAAGCAAUGAGUUACAGAAGGGAGCACCGUGCAGCCAGAGCGUCUCUCUUUGAUGGCUUUGAUGGACUUGAGGAAGGUGGUCUUAGGGUGCCCUCCUCAUACUCCCAUGAAACUAAUGAGCAUGCCAAUGAGAGAGCUGUGGACACUUUGCAAGAUAGAGUUAUAUUUCUUAAGAGAUUAACAGGUGAUAUACAUGAUGAGGUGGAAAGUCAUAAUCGUCUGCUUGACCGUAUGGGUAACGACAUGGAUUCGUCAAGGGGCGUGAUGUCAGGAACCAUGGAACGGUUCAAGAUGGUAAAUGACUCAAUUGUGGUAUGUACUGUCAAUUGCAAUAUGGAUGCCAUGCAUUUCAAAGGUGAUCAGCAUCUAGGCCAUACUAAAUUUGUGAUCUCCAUAGUCAAUCCCGAAUCCUCUGUGGAGAUGCUUAUAUUAAGGUCCUCCGAUAUUUUCCGGUUGGUUAAAGUAUAACUAUGAGAACCCUUUCCACUUCUUAGAUGAUGGAUGUUGAGGAGGAAAAUCAUGCCUGUGAAGGUGUAUUAACCCUUUUAUUGCGGCAAGAAACUGAAACAUGACUAAUUAGUGGGUUCUCAGCAGCUCUGCCACAAUAUAGUUGCUCGCCGGAGGUUUUAUGUUAGCUAGAAUGGCCGGAGGCUAAAUUGCAGGCUUGAGUCUAUGGAAGGUUAGAAUGAAUCGUGAACGAACUUUUUGGCAUCAUUAUAUCUGUGCAUGUUGGCCUUAAGAGUGGUAUGCUGCAUUUGUAUUCUGUAGGAGAGAUUCAUGGGAAAAUUUCCCUCGUGCAAUCUAAUUCUACUAAAAAUAUUGGGGGUUAAGCUUAAGCAUCAGUA
Alnus glutinosa is the source of this 976-nucleotide messenger RNA. Its product is annotated as bet1-like SNARE 1-1. The coding region runs from base 138 to 599 and encodes 153 amino acids. NCBI's taxonomy places the organism in Eukaryota, Viridiplantae, Streptophyta, Magnoliopsida, Fagales, Betulaceae. The record is from RefSeq and is a predicted model, not a curated record. The transcript has 6 exons.